AUGUUGUCUAGCAAUUACUACCUGCCUAUCGCCGGACUUGCUGUCGGCACGUCUGCCACCGCACUUGGGGCGUAUAACGUCGACCCCAAUUCUGUAUCCGUAUCAGGACUGUCGAUCGGUGAAUUCAUGGCAGCCCAACUUGGGGUCGCCUAUCCCGACACCUUGAUUGUGCUCGGGCACAAGACUCGCAAGAUCUACAUGCAAGUUGGUACCUCCGACACCAUGAGUCAGCUGAAAGGGCAGCUGGCUAAAUUUGCGGACGCGGCUUCGACCACCCAUGUCACUACUCAAGGUGCUGCCCACACCUUCCCGACCGACUUUGACGGUGCCGGGGACAACCAGUGUGGCUUUGCCUCAUCCCCCUAUAUCAGCAACUGUAAGUAUGAUGGCGCCGGAGCAGUCCUGAAGUGGAUGUAUGGUGAAUUAGCUGCCCGCAAUAGUGGCUCCUUGUCGGGUGAAGUUGUUUCGUUUGACCAGAGCUCCUCCUUUAGGGCCAGCGGCAUGGAUAGCACGGGCUAUCUGUAUGUUCCCGCUGCUUGUAAGAAUGGCUCCACUGUCUGUAAGCUACAUGUCGCGCUUCACGGAUGCCUGCAGAGCCACAGCCAGAUUCAGUCCAAAUUUGUCGACAACACCGAUACGAAUAAGAUCAUUGUUGUUUUCCCUCAGGCAAUUGCGGACUCCUCAACUCAUACCGUUUGGAGCGGAAGCAUGCUUCCCAACCCUAACGCCUGCUGGGAUUGGGUCGGUUGGUAUGGCAAUAAUGCAGACCAGAAAGGAGGAGUUCAAAUGGCUGCAAUUGUCAACCAAGUCAACCAGGUCAUCAGCGGCCACCAGGCCGGGGGUGGCAGCAACGCUACUGCACGAGCCAAGGCUGCACUUGUCAAGCGUCAUGCCAUUCGAUUUUAA
Messenger RNA from Penicillium waksmanii, 906 nucleotides. RefSeq names its product putative polyhydroxybutyrate depolymerase. The transcript has 4 exons. The record is from RefSeq and is a predicted model, not a curated record. Bases 1 to 906 code for a protein of 301 amino acids. NCBI's taxonomy places the organism in Eukaryota, Fungi, Ascomycota, Eurotiomycetes, Eurotiales, Aspergillaceae.